Messenger RNA from Chrysoperla carnea, 870 nucleotides. RefSeq lists its product as uncharacterized. Lineage: Eukaryota; Metazoa; Arthropoda; Insecta; Neuroptera; Chrysopidae. The transcript has 4 exons. Gene Ontology annotation, cellular component: plasma membrane. The coding region runs from base 1 to 870 and encodes 289 amino acids. Gene Ontology annotation, biological process: calcium ion import across plasma membrane. Gene Ontology annotation, molecular function: stretch-activated, monoatomic cation-selective, calcium channel activity. The record is from RefSeq and is a predicted model, not a curated record.
AUGUUCCUAUAUGUAAAAGAAGCAUACCGGCGUUGGGUAUGCAGUUCAUUAGUACCACAUUUUGCCAACACAAAUAGUGGCAACAACAGCAGUAGCACAAACAGCAGCAGUAGUAGUAGCAGUACUACAACAAGCACAACAAUGUCAGCGGCGGCCGAUGUAAAAAGAGGUGGUAGUGGCAGCAAUAUCAGCGGUAGUAAUAGUAAAAGUAGAAGCAGCAGUAUUAGUGGUAGUGGAAGCAGGAGUGGACGACGACGCGUCAGGCCUUGUCGCUCCGUGUGUCAGACCGUCGAACAACGGUGCCCAUACAUGUUACCCGGGGACAGAGCCCCGGCACAUCCCACACAAUACGCCGGGGAACCCACCUUCUUAUGUCUUGAUCCAAAUAUACCGGAAACGGGUAAACAAGCAUUAAAAUCAUCACACGGUAGUGAGGACUGUUGCUACACAUAUUGUGAAACGAAAGGAGUAUGCGCUAAGUGUCUAGAUACUGCAACACCAGAUGUAGCCACACUGUAUAAUGAUACAUCGUGGCGCGUGCGUUGUACAACUACACCAAAUGUGCCAGCUGGCGCCACUUCUGCAGCGGGAAGUAGCAAUGAUCAGCGCGCAUCAAAUUGCCCCUCCAAACAACAACAGACAACUGUCGUUGUAGUUGUCACUGCACAACAAGAUCAACCAUCAGAUGAUGAGGAUGAUAUAAUGAAUACGCAUGCGUCAUCUGCUGCUGUUGCCACCUCCUCUUCGACUGCCGCCGUCACAAUGCACGCACAGGCGUAUUAUUUAAAAACAAUUCAAAUUUCAAUAUUCGCGGUGGCAUGGACAGCUAUUGAAUCAUCUGAAUCAUCUACAACAACAUCUAAAACAUAA